Messenger RNA from Branchiostoma floridae (Florida lancelet), 2061 nucleotides. Its product is annotated as lactadherin-like. The transcript has 10 exons. The record is from RefSeq and is a predicted model, not a curated record. NCBI's taxonomy places the organism in Eukaryota, Metazoa, Chordata, Leptocardii, Amphioxiformes, Branchiostomatidae. The coding region runs from base 553 to 2061 and encodes 502 amino acids.
GACACACACAGACAUGCACAGACACACGCACUCACAUCUUAUGUAGCUUGGAUGCCAGACUGUUUCCAUGGCCUACACAGGCCGAGUGAGCUGGGUGUCUGGCAUCCAGGCUGCACCCUUUGGAAGCACCACCCGUCCCGAGGCCUGCGAUAGAGGCUACACUCCAUGUGACCUGUGGUAACCCGACUCGCGUGCAGUGCGGACUAGACAGGCAUGACAGCUCGUCAAUACAAGUCCAGGGAGUGGUCAGUAAAGUCGUAACCUACAGGUCAGACACUGCCGAGCAAAACAAGUGUUGGUGAAGACGACGGAGCCAAACUAGGCAUUACAGAGAGUGGGAAUUAUUAGACUUGACAUCAUAGAGAGCACUACAAAGGGAUCACAAAAUUCGUCUAUAGCUGGAUGUACAUCAAUCGAAGCGAAAUAUUGUAGACGGAACGACAAGGAGGUUAACUUCUCAACACAGGGAGUGGUCACUGAAGUAACUUAUAGGGCAGACAUUGUGGAAAUAGUUCAGUUUUUUAUAGGGAUUUUGUGGUCAACAGACUUCAGAUGAAGGUGGCAUUGGACAUGAUGUUUUCCACUUUGAUAGGACCGAUCUGUACCAUUCUGUUGGCGUUCGUCGUAACAGUUGACGCGGACGCAUACUGUUUAGAGCCGCUAGGUGUAGAGGCCGGGCUGAUACCGGACAGCCAGCUGACGGCCUCCUCUGUCACGCCUGGGUUCGAGGCUCGCUGGGGCAGGCUGAACGGGGAGAGGGCGUGGCAGAUGGACACAUUCGACCAAUCACAGUGGCUGGGGGUGGACCUGGGACGGGACUGGUCCGUGAGCGCUAUCCGUACCCAGGGCCUAGCACCAGGCUAUAUCGAGACCUACAGGGUUGUGUACCGGGGGAACGGUUCGACUGAGUUCACGGUGUAUACGGAGAACAGACAGGCAAAGAUCUUCACGGGGAAUAACGACGGGGAGACCGUUAACGAGCAGACCCUGUCCCGGCCCAUCUACGCACGGUACAUCCUCAUCAACCCGGUAACGUUCAGCAGUACACCGAGACUCAGGGUCGAGCUACUGGGGUGUGAAGACAUAAGAACUGAAACCACACCGGCGAUAUCAGCAGGGUGUUACGAUCCCCUGGGUCUAGAGGACGGCCGACUUCCUGGCGACAAACUCACGGCAACCUCCGAGACUGCCGACUUCUCGGCGUCCCGAGCGCGACUGAACGGGGACAGGGCGUGGCAGAUGGGGACCGUGGACAGGAGUCAGUACCUGGCCGUGGACCUAGGGGAAAAUCUAUAUGUGUCGGCGGUGAAGACCCAGGGACAGUACGGAGGACACGUCAAAGAGUACCGACUGGUGUAUCAGGUGGAGGGGUCAAGCACACUUAACCCUUACAUCGAGAACGGGACUGAGAGGAUGUUCUCAGGAAACAGCGACGGUAACACGAUAGUAGAACAACAGCUCGCCCAGCCUAUCUUUGCCCGGUACAUCCUCUUCAACCCGCGGGACUACUCAGCUAUACCCAGGAUGCGAGUGGAACUCUUUGGAUGUAAAGAAGCGCCAGCCGAAGCCACGCUUGUAUCCCCCACCAGAGAUGUACCGGUCACACCUAUAGCACCUGCAGUCUGUCCCAGGCCGCUAGGGUUGGAGGACGGGACCAUUGUAGACGAUCAGAUACGCGCAACAACCCAGGUGGCCGGGUUUGACGCGUUUAGCGCCCGUCUGAACGGCCCGAGCGCAUGGACCAUGGGUCUGGUCAACACCAACCAGUACCUGGCCGUGGACUUUGGGCGGGAUGUAAACGUCACAGGUAUCCAGACCCAGGGCCUGGGGGAGGGGCACAUCAAGACUUACCGGGUAGCCUACCAGCUGGAUGGUGCAGACCAGGUGCUACCGUACCUAGAGGGAGGGGCUGUCAGGGUGUUCACAGGGAACAGCGAUGGAGACUCUAUCGUCCAGCGGGACCUAGCCGAGCCCAUCGUCGCCAGGUAUGUUCUCAUCAACCCGCAGACUUUCACGGCCGUGCCGCGGCUCCGGCUGGAACUGCUGGGGUGUGAUAUCUGA